Molecule: messenger RNA, 946 nt
Organism: Neltuma alba
Lineage: Eukaryota; Viridiplantae; Streptophyta; Magnoliopsida; Fabales; Fabaceae
Product: mitochondrial outer membrane protein porin of 36 kDa-like
Exons: 5
Coding region: 57-788 (243 amino acids)
Biological process (GO): monoatomic anion transmembrane transport
Cellular component (GO): mitochondrial outer membrane
Molecular function (GO): voltage-gated monoatomic anion channel activity
Source: RefSeq, a predicted model, not a curated record
AAAACCGGCGCAUCACCGGAAGAGAAUAUUGAUUUCUAUGCAGUGUUCUUAGAGAAAUGAGCAGGUGUCCGGGCAUAUAUUUUGAUAUUGGGAAAAGAGCUAAAGCUGUUCUUCACAAGGACUAUGCUCACCAACCACCAAUUCACUUUCACUACCAAAUGAUGGACUGGAAUCUAGAUCUGUCUUGUCAAGUGGACGAAAUUGUGCCUGGAGUUAGAAGCCUCUGCAAUUUUACACUCCCUGAUUCUGGGAAGGUGGAACUGCAAUACUUGAGUAACUACACUGGAAUAACUGGGUGCAUUGGAUUAAUAGGAAACCUUGAAAGAGGAUAUGACCCUGUGGUCAACUUCUCUGGUCUUAUAGGAACAGAUAUUCUAUCUUUGGGGGCCAAACUUGCAUACGACAUUUCGACAAAGGAAUUCAGGAAAAUGAAUGUUGGUUGCACCUUCAACACUGCGUUCCUUGUUGCUUCUAUGACCAUGCAUGACAGGUUUGACACUGUGAAAGCAUCCUUUUAUCAUGAGGUGAACCCUCUGACAAAGACAGCCAUAGCAGCAGAGGUGAAGCAUAGGAUCUCAAUGAAUGAGACCGGUGUGACUAUUGGUGCUCAGCACGCAUUGCUACCUUGCACAUUGGUGAAGGCUCGACUUGAUACCUAUGGAAAGGCGGGUGCUCUUAUUCAGCAACAGUUCUGGCAGAGAAUUUGUAUAUCCGUGGCUGGAGAAAUGGAUUUUAGGGCCACAAGUAAACUUCCUAAGGUUGGCCUCUCCCUGGCUCUAGCACCCUAGUCAAUCUCAAGGAGAAAAGCUACUAUCUAGCACGCUUGAUGAACGAUUUCAUUAUUUAUCGCUAUCCAUUUUAAAUCAAUAUUGCAGAAUGUCGACAAUUUUUACGAAUAAAGACAAUGAUAGUUGACAAUAUUUUUACGAAUAUUUUUUGCGAACAG